Drosophila kikkawai is the source of this 829-nucleotide messenger RNA. RefSeq names its product ribonuclease P/MRP subunit POP4 (gene Pop4). Gene Ontology annotation, molecular function: ribonuclease P RNA binding. Gene Ontology annotation, cellular component: ribonuclease P complex; ribonuclease MRP complex. NCBI's taxonomy places the organism in Eukaryota, Metazoa, Arthropoda, Insecta, Diptera, Drosophilidae. Gene Ontology annotation, biological process: tRNA 5'-leader removal; rRNA processing. The record is from RefSeq and is a predicted model, not a curated record.
UGCACGUUUGUUUUGAUUUUGUUUUUGGGCAACUUUGAAAUGGACCACGCGAUGAGCGAUUUGAAGGAAUUCAUCACAGAUUUGGUUGUUCCGCAUCACCGCAGAAGCGUCAACAUCAACCAGGACCACAUCACCAUGCUGGAGGGCAGUAAGAUCAAGAAGCAGCACUCCCGCAAGCGGCGUGCCCACAAAUCCACGACUCUCAGCCGGAAGGAGUACGCGAAGCUCGGAUUGAAUACACUGCCCACCAAGCAGAUGAAGUACGAGGAAGCCCUGCCGCUGCAUAAUCUAUGGAAAGGCUAUGUCCGCGAACACCUGGCACUGCGAGAGGGCGGUGAGGUGCCCGAAGUCCACGAUCCCCGCUACGAUGAGUUCAGCAAGCAGCUGGUAAAACUGGAUUUGCACGGCGCCAAGUUGAGAGUCACUCAGUCCAAGUGCAGCACGCUGGAGAACCUUUCCGGUAUCUGUGUGAUGGACACCAAGAAUGUGCUGAAGCUGCUGGGCAAGGAUCAUCGUCUGCGAACCGUACCCAAGAGCGAGUGCGUUUUUGGCCUGAAGGUGGGCAACAUGGAGUUCACCAUCUUUGGACAGCAUCUGAAUAUCCGACCGGCGGAGCGUAGUGUUAAGAAGAUCAAGAACUUUGUGGAGCCCUUCAUGUAGGUGGUUAAGGGAUUGUAUUUAGUAUGAAGAAUCAAAUAUAAGUAGCCUAGGUCUUGUUUUCCAGUGGAAAAUAUCCUGAAAUCCCUGGAUUUUUAUGGAAAAAAAAGCUACAUCUUUGCCAAAGCUUUAUGUUUUCAUUUUUCCUUUUUAAUACAUAUAUAAAACCGUA